AUGUUGCUCAAGCACGCCAAAGCCCUAAUGACCUCACUCGUCCUCCUCCUCGUCCUCAUCCUACCCACUGUCUCGGCCCAUUCCAGAAUCCAGGGCAACAUCAAGUGCGGCGUGUGGAUGGCACCGCUCGAGGCCAACACGGCAACCAAGCGGGCCGCGCUGCGCUCCGUCGCCGAGGCGGCAAUCCAUCGCCUGUGCCGUGCCGACCGGUCCGACUGCGCCGGCUCGGCCGACGUGCUGCACAACUACUGCAACGACGACGAGUGGAGUGACGACGGAUCCACCCACGUCAUGAUCGACCUCAUCACGAGGAAUGGGGUGAGGCAGGACAGGAUUGCUGUUGAUGAUUGUCUGGAAAUGUUUGACAAUAUUUUGAAACACUGCGUUGAGAGCAAGUGGCAGGAGGGCAGUUUUACGGAGGCGAAUGGGAACAGGAUUGUCAACUUGGUGUACGAGCAGGAGUGCGAUUCCUCCCCGACUGGGCUGUGUGGAUGA
Pyricularia pennisetigena is the source of this 495-nucleotide messenger RNA. RefSeq lists its product as uncharacterized. The record is from RefSeq and is a predicted model, not a curated record. Lineage: Eukaryota; Fungi; Ascomycota; Sordariomycetes; Magnaporthales; Pyriculariaceae. The coding region runs from base 1 to 495 and encodes 164 amino acids. The transcript is spliced from 2 exons.